Messenger RNA from Penicillium canescens, 1545 nucleotides. RefSeq names its product cytochrome P450. The record is from RefSeq and is a predicted model, not a curated record. Bases 1 to 1545 code for a protein of 514 amino acids. The transcript has 5 exons. NCBI's taxonomy places the organism in Eukaryota, Fungi, Ascomycota, Eurotiomycetes, Eurotiales, Aspergillaceae. Gene Ontology annotation, molecular function: oxidoreductase activity, acting on paired donors, with incorporation or reduction of molecular oxygen; heme binding; monooxygenase activity.
AUGUCGGAACUGUUCUCAAUUCCCGCCAGCCUGUGGGCCCAAUGCCUUACCGUUUUAGCAUUGCUUUUUAUGACAAGCCUCAUUUGGAAUCUGUUCUUUGCGCGAUUGAGAACCUUCCCCGGUCCAGCACUGGCCAAGGCCACGGACUUUUGGCGUGCAUUUCAUACCUACCGUGGACGUGUCGAUCUGAAGCACGUCGAGUUACAUCGCAAGUAUGGGACAGCCGUGCAGAUAGGUCCGAACUGCGUGAGCAUUUCGGACCCUAGUCUCAUUCGGACGAUUUACUCGACGCGCAAUCCGUGGAAGAAGAGUGAUAUGUAUCGCCCGAACGAUGUUCUACUUCAAGGCCACCGAAUUUCAAACCUCUUUAAUACACAGGAUGAAGAUUGGCAUAACCAGAACAUUCGCCCGAUUCGAAGUCUGUGGACUAUGACCAAGGUUUUGGAAUAUGAGCCUCUUAUCGAUGAGACUUUGAACAAAUUUGUGGACAAGCUCGCUUUGAAAUUUGUGGAUGGCAAUAGCGCAGGGAAGGUCUGCCCUGCAGAUGAAUGGAUUGGUUUCUUUGCAUGGGAUGUCACCGCCAAUUUCAGUUUUGGCCGCCAUUAUGGCUUCCUUGACCAGGAGAAGGAUGUUGAUAAUCUUAUCACCGACUCAACUGCCGGUCUGAUGUAUUUCGCACCGGUCUCCCAAAUCCCAUGGAUUGACAAUUUGCUCGACAAAAACCCGAUCAAGCGCAUCGGUCCAAAGCCUACCUUGACUGGUGUGCUAUACGCCUUCAAGGUCGUUGCCGAGUAUCAAGCCCAACUAGCUGAGAAGAAUACCUCCACAGGCACCGUUGACCACACACUUGACAAAUAUGUUCAGCUAAAGGAAACAUACCCAGACGUGGUAGACGACAACCAAAUCGUAAACUGGCUAAUGCUAAGCAUUCUCGCCGGAGGCGACACAAGCUCUGCCACCAUGCGAGCCGCAGUAUACUACCUGGCCAAGACACCAUCAGCAACAACAAAGCUCGUAGCCGAACUAAAUGCCGCUGGUAUCUCUGCCCCUGCAUCCUGGAAGAGGAUCCGCGAUUUAUCCUAUCUGGACGCCGUCAUUCGCGAGACUAUGCGCAUGAAUCCCGGUAUUGCCAUGGUAUUCGAACGUAUCGUUCCAGAGGGUGGAUUCACGCUUCCUGAUGGGCGGUAUCUCCCUGCAGGCACGAAAGCGGGAAUUAAUCCUUUCGUCACAAACCGGGACUAUGGAGUUUUCGGCGAGGAUGCUGAUACCUUCAAACCUGAUCGUUGGCUGCAGGGCGAGGAUGAGAGCCCUGGGCACUUUGAGGAUCGCCAGCGGCGCAUGAAGGAUACUGUCGACUUUAUUUUCGGUGGCGGUGGUCGUGUCUGUAUGGGUCGCUACCUGGCUAUGCUGGAAAUCAAGAAGUUGAUUGCGACGCUUUAUAGCUCGUUCGACAUUCAACUAGUAAACCCCAAGCAUGAGUGGAAGUAUCGGAAUGCCUGGUUUGUGUAUCAGUACGAUAUGCCGAUGUUCAUCCGGCGCCGAUGA